Messenger RNA from Impatiens glandulifera, 1199 nucleotides. Its product is annotated as eukaryotic translation initiation factor 2 subunit beta. Gene Ontology annotation, cellular component: eukaryotic translation initiation factor 2 complex. The record is from RefSeq and is a predicted model, not a curated record. The transcript has 10 exons. Gene Ontology annotation, molecular function: translation initiation factor binding; mRNA binding; translation initiation factor activity. Gene Ontology annotation, biological process: translational initiation; formation of translation preinitiation complex; formation of cytoplasmic translation initiation complex. The coding region runs from base 131 to 949 and encodes 272 amino acids. Lineage: Eukaryota; Viridiplantae; Streptophyta; Magnoliopsida; Ericales; Balsaminaceae.
CCUGUUCCACUCUUUUAGAAGAUUGAUUACAGACAGGGGUUUCAUCGUUCUCUCUCUUUCUCCGAUUCUCUGCUGCUUAUUCCUUACGAGGUUUUGCUGCGACACUCCUCCUUACAGAUUCGUAACAAUCAUGGCUGAUGAAGAAGUUGCAAUUAAAGUAGAAGGUGAAGAUGUUGGAGAUAUUGUUCCCUUUGAUCCAUCCAAGAAGAAGAAGAAGAAGAAGGUUGUGAUUCAAGAACCUGAAGAGGACUCUGUGGACAAGUUGGCUGAGCAAACUGAGAGCUUAUCAGUUGCUGAUGGCCUUGAAGCUACUUUUUCUGGAUUGAAAAAGAAAAAGAAAAAACAGGUGCAGACUGACCUUUUAACUGAGGACAAAGAAAACACAAUUGAUGAGGUAGAUGAUCACAUUGGAGAGGAUGAAGAAGGAGAAGGUAUUGUCCUGGAAGCUCAGUUUCCAUGGGAAGGAACAGACAGGGACUAUGAGUAUGAAGAGCUUCUUGGUAGAGUAUUUAACAUUCUGCGUGAGAACAAUCCUGAGCUUGCUGGAGAUAGACGCCGAACAGUCAUGCGACCUCCACAGGUUCUCCGUGAAGGCACCAAGAAAACUGUGUUUGUGAACUUAAUGGAUCUCUGCAAGACUAUGCAUAGGCAGCCAGAGCAUGUUAUGACUUUCUUACUAGCUGAAAUGGGAACUAGUGGAUCUCUUGAUGGACAACAAAGGCUAGUUGUCAAGGGAAGAUUUGCACCAAAGAAUUUUGAAGGGAUCCUGAGGAGAUAUAUCAAUGAGUAUGUCAUUUGCAAUGGUUGCAAAAGUCCAGACACAAUUUUAUCAAAAGAAAAUCGUCUAUUUUUCCUCCGAUGUGAGAAGUGUGGUUCUGGGCGAUCAGUGGCUCCGAUCAAAGCUGGUUUCGUGGCCAGAGUUGGGCGGCGAAAGGCUGGGACGACAUAAAGAAUUUGAUAAGCAGGUGUCUUUUGUUCUUUUCUUAUGCUUUCAUGGGCAGAGAUUUCAUAAUCUGUUAUCCUAGAAAAGAACACUAAGGAAAGGAGGAGGAGGUUCUACUCUUUUUCUCUCAUUUUAUUUUCUCUUGACAUGUAACUUUUUACAUAUCUUAUUUUUGACCUCAACUCUCUCUCUCUACCUAUCAUCUAGCACAAUGUUGUUGGCAUUUGUUUUAAAAUAUUCUAUGGCUUGUUAUCUA